Messenger RNA from Caenorhabditis angaria, 1350 nucleotides. The record is from the annotation of a GenBank genome assembly. Lineage: Eukaryota; Metazoa; Nematoda; Chromadorea; Rhabditida; Rhabditidae.
AUGAAAUCUGUAAGAGAAGAAGAAAGUAAUCAACUAUAUGUUUCUUUACCACCGCAAUCGAGUUUGGAAACUGAGCCAAUUGAAAAAGAGCCACUUAUUGAGGAAGAAGAAACAAAAGAUGGAUUAAAAACAUAUUGGAAGGGUUGCGAAUUUCUCCAAGCUUCUAAUUUAUGCUCUUCAAAAUGUAAGCUUAUUUUUAGAAGUGGAACUCAACGAAAUAUGUAUAUCACACUCAAAUUUUAUAUUGUCUGUAGUUCUUUGUUGAAUUGACUCAAAAAAACAUCUAAACGGUAAAAAACUUGCUCAAAAUAGUUUGAAAUUUUUUAGGUUCUCAGUACUGUUCACAAUAAAAAUACUGUCUCGAAAAACUACAGUACUUAUUCAAACAUUUUUACAGUAUCUCUUCAAUCAACCUCUUCAAUGUGUCGAAUAUGUCAUAUCUCAAAAUCAACUCGAUCAAAUCCUCUAAUUUCUCCUUGUCGAUGUUCUGGAUCACUUCUUUAUGUUCAUAAAGCAUGUGUUGUCGUAAGUCUUUUUUCUCAAAAAAACCUUUUCAACAAUAAUAAUUUCAGCGAUGGCUGGAAAUGUCAACUCGAAAAAUGGUUCCAGCUCCUCGAUGUGAACUUUGUGGCUAUGAUUAUCGUCGAUCGAACAUUUUCCAAAUUCGUUCUCUUCAUAUUCCACACAUUGAUAGGAAUUCUUGCAUUCUCAAUUUACUGUUUUUGUUGUCACUUUUAAUUAUGAUUCUUUGCGGAUAUAUUACAAUCAAAUUUAUUCAAGAAAAUGCCUCGAUUAAUAAAAAGUUCGUUUUUUCUAUAGAGAAAGAAUGAUAUCUAAUGUUUGUUUUUUUUUUAGUUUUUCUGGCUCCGGUGCAACAUAUUCUCCUUGGAAACGUCGACCAUAUACAACAAGUGUUUCUGGAAAUGAUCAUGGGUCUGAUGUGUAUGUUAUUAAUAUAUUUAUAUUUCAGUUUUGGAUUAAAUUGUUUAAUUUCAGAAACUAUCAUAUUCGACCGCCAGUUUCUUCUUUAUUCGAUUUCAAAGUUAUUUCUUGUGCGUCAAUGUUUCUGUCUGCUUUUAUAGUUGCAUUAUUUACACAAUACAGGGCUGAAGCUACAGUAUUCCGAUGUAUAUUUCGAUUUUUUGUUAUUAAUCAUAAUUGGAUGAUUAAAAAUUAUGAUUUAAAGUAAUUAGAAUAUUUUUCUAAAAAUCUGAAACUAAUCUUACUAUUUAUAGAAAUGAUCCAGAAAUGGCAAUUCGUCGAUCACUUAAAGCUUCAACAUCAAAUUCAACAUCUGAUCCAGUUUUAUUGCAACCAUCUGAAAUUUAUCCUGAUAAUCAAAUUAUAUAA